ACUACAACCGCAAGGUGUCCCCCAGCAGAACUCAACGGCUGCUUUAUAAACGAAGCAUCGGAGGUGAAGGAGCUUCGAUAUGAGUUCUUUGCUUCAGGGCUCAUUGAAAAUUUUCGGUGUUGGAAGACUCACAUUCUGGUUUAUCUGCUAUCGCCUUUUGUUUCUGCGGAUUGGGUAUUGAAUGAUUUGUCUCUACGAAUUAAGAAAUUGGUUAAAAUAGAAAUCUUUGAUUGAGCUGCAGUGAAGUUUUUGAGAAAUGGAUGUGAAACUUGCGCAACGAUUGCAAAUUUCUACUGCAUGGACCGAUUCUGAAAAGUUCGUCAGGGAGCAUCCCACCAGUUCAUUGAGGUUUGCCUGGAGAUUGAAGGGAAAACAGAAAUUUCCAGCGUUUGUUUCGGCUUAUUUUCUGCCCGCGAGAAAUAAAAAUAGGCACAGAUCAGUUUCCUUGGAGGUUUUAUGUUCUUACAAGAACUCCCCAGCUUCAGUUAUGGAAUCUGGAAGUUCCCAUGCUUCUUGUGAUGAAUAUCUGAUUUUGAAGAAUAAGUCACAAGAGGUUGAGCCUUACAUAAAUGGACGCUGUAUAUAUCUUGUUGGAAUGAUGGGCUCUGGGAAAACCACUGUGGGCAAGAUUCUCUCACAAGUACUUGGUUAUUCGUUUUGUGACUGUGACACAUUGGUGGAGGAGGAGGUAGAUGGAACACCUGUAGCUGAAAUCUUUAAGCUCUACGGAGAGGGCUUCUUCAGAAAUAAAGAGACUGAGGCCUUACAGAAGUUAUCUAUGAUGCAUCGGCUUGUUGUUUCUACUGGUGGAGGUGCAGUUGUACGGCCCAUUAACUGGAAAUACAUGCAAAAUGGGGUUAGUGUUUGGUUGGAUGUGCCUUUAGAAGCCUUAGCACAGAGGAUUGCAGCAGUGGGAACUAAUUCUCGUCCACUUUUGCAUAAUGACUCAGGCAAUGAAUACACAAAGGUUUUCAGGCGUUUGUCUACUUUGCUUGAAGAGAGAGGUGAAUGUUAUGCGAAUGCCAAUGUUAGGAUUUCUCUGGAAAAUAUUGCGAUGAAACAAGGAUAUAGAGAUGUUUCCAGUAUCACACCGACUGCAAUUGUGAUUGAGGCUUUAGAACAAAUUGAGGAUUUCCUGCAAGAGGAGGGCAUUGACUUUAAUGGGAAUGUUGCUUAACUGACCCUGGUUCUGAAUUUUGAUGCCCUGUGUGUGAUUUUGCUUCCUAUUCGAGCUGUAGCUUAUGCCAUGUUUCUUUUUUAUUCGCAGAACAUGGCGUGUUACUUGUACAUAUUCGUUCUAUGUGAUCUGAGGUGGAAAGUUGUGUUUUGUGA
This is a messenger RNA of Manihot esculenta (cassava), 1332 nucleotides long. RefSeq names its product shikimate kinase, chloroplastic. The record is from RefSeq and is a predicted model, not a curated record. Gene Ontology annotation, molecular function: shikimate kinase activity. NCBI's taxonomy places the organism in Eukaryota, Viridiplantae, Streptophyta, Magnoliopsida, Malpighiales, Euphorbiaceae. Gene Ontology annotation, cellular component: chloroplast.